AUGCAAUGCAGCUGGCGAAAGCUGGACGACGAGUGGACAUGUUCGCUCUACGGGCGUGUCCUAUCCUUGAAACAGGACUCGGACUCACUUUGGUACAGAUCGUUCAAACCUUCGUCUGUCGAAUCAUCUACGCUUCCUACUCCCCCUGUCUCUAAUGCGACAACACAACGUGCAACUCCCGACGACGACGAUACAGAGGCUUUGAUCCAUCAUUAUUUCAAUCUAGAGUAUAAUCUGUCAGAUUUAUACGAACAAUGGGCAGCCUCUGACCCGAAUUUCAAAAAGAAAGCAGUGCAGUUUGCUGGUAUCCGGAUCAUGAGACAGGAUGCUUGGGAAACUCUCGUGUCUUUCAUUUGCAGCAGUAAUAACAACAUAGCUCGUAUAUCCCAGAUGGUGGAAAAGCUAUGUAUCAACUAUGGCCCGUUUAUUGGCCAAUUGGGCGACCAGAAAUAUUAUGAUUUCCCGGAGCCUUCAGCCUUGACUGGUACCGGUGUUGAAUCCCAUUUGCGGGAGCUUGGGUUCGGGUAUAGGGCCAAAUAUAUCUAUCAGACCGCAAACAUUGUGGCAAACCAACGGGAGCCGGGAUGGUUGAACAGCUUGCGGAAUCCCGAAAAGCCUGCCUUUAACGAGAAGCCUGCAACACCUGGGUCCGGGGCUAAGGGUGAUGAAUCCGGGUAUAGAGAGGCACAUGAACAGCUGCUUGCUUUACAAGGCGUUGGCCCGAAAGUCGCGGAUUGCGUGUGCCUAAUGGGCCUCGGCUGGGGAGAGUCAGUUCCUGUUGAUACUCAUGUCUGGCAAAUUGCUCAACGUGACUACAAAUUUGGAAAGGGGAAGCAGAAGACUCUAAAUAAAGCAACAUACGAUGCUGUUGGUGACCAUUUUAGAGAGCUAUGGGGCAAAGAAGCCGGCUGGGCACAGAGUGUUCUAUUUACAGCCAAUCUCAGAUCGUUUUCGGACCGAUUGAACCCCAAAACUGAGCUCCACGACCAGUCUACAGAAACCCUUAAAGUUGAGUCGAAAGUAGAAGCAACGCAAGUGAAGGAAGAGGCGGAAGAAGAUGGAAUUCGAGUUACCACUCGAAUCUCCGUCAAAAGGGAACUAUCUGAAGGUGAAGAUACGGGGCCUAAAGCUAACCCUAGUGCUUUUGAGCCUGUGCCGAAGAAGCGAAGGACACGAGCAUCCAGGUCACGAAAGUAA
Messenger RNA from Trichophyton benhamiae CBS 112371, 1197 nucleotides. RefSeq lists its product as uncharacterized. Gene Ontology annotation, cellular component: nucleus. NCBI's taxonomy places the organism in Eukaryota, Fungi, Ascomycota, Eurotiomycetes, Onygenales, Arthrodermataceae. Gene Ontology annotation, molecular function: damaged DNA binding; 8-oxo-7,8-dihydroguanine DNA N-glycosylase activity. Gene Ontology annotation, biological process: base-excision repair; nucleotide-excision repair; base-excision repair, AP site formation. The record is from RefSeq and is a predicted model, not a curated record. The transcript is spliced from 3 exons. Bases 1 to 1197 code for a protein of 398 amino acids.